This is a messenger RNA of Astyanax mexicanus (Mexican tetra), 3844 nucleotides long. It is a transcript of the gene drd1b, whose product is annotated as dopamine receptor D1b. NCBI's taxonomy places the organism in Eukaryota, Metazoa, Chordata, Actinopteri, Characiformes, Acestrorhamphidae. Gene Ontology annotation, molecular function: dopamine neurotransmitter receptor activity, coupled via Gs; G protein-coupled receptor activity. Gene Ontology annotation, cellular component: plasma membrane. The coding region runs from base 1427 to 2764 and encodes 445 amino acids. The transcript has a single exon. The record is from RefSeq and is a predicted model, not a curated record. Gene Ontology annotation, biological process: adenylate cyclase-activating adrenergic receptor signaling pathway; vasodilation; G protein-coupled dopamine receptor signaling pathway.
GCAACACUGACGCGUCAGCACCGUCUGGGAGGACAGCGGCGCGAGGCUGCUUCUAAACUUGAAUCACGCUCGAGGGAAACUUAGGAGGGGGAAACGAGUAAAGCGAGAGCAGCGAGAGCAGCGCGGGACUGCAGCCUGUCGCCAGUCUGACUCAGUCGGCGUUUAGAGGACGCGUUUCGGUUCGCGUCAGCACCGAGAAGGACCUUGCGUCUGCAGUAAAGAGCCCGUUUUCGGAGAGGAAACGAAGAGAACCUUUCAAGAACGCUGCGCGCAGUGAUGCGCAAUGAUGCGCUUCAUUACGCACACGCGAUAAGCGGCGGAUGCCCCUCGAAGAGGAGCCUGGGUGCGUUUCGGGUAAUGCGAACGGGACGAUGACGAGUUACGGAGGAAUUUAUUGCUAAUAAAAAAAACCUAACAAAGGGAAAAAUGAAUAAUCUGUUGGAAUAGAUGAGCUUCGCAUAUGAGGUUCCAGCCUGGAGAGGAUGCUCACUUUAGGACAAGGCAAAUGCGUUUUUUGGCAACCCAAAGUGAAACGUGAGAACGGAGCGUCUGCGCGGGUCGUUUCACAUCGGAAUCGAUCGCACUAUGUCUGAAGUAUAGCAACAGUUCCCUUCUGACUGCGCGCGAGAAUCUGGACCAGAGUGAUAUUUUAAUCUUUUAUUAUUAUUUUUCUUAUAUUUUUAUUUAAUUAUUAUGUAUUAUGUAUUUAUUUAUUUAUAGGGCAACUCAUGCCAAAAGAAGACAGGGGAAUCAGUUUGUAUACUCUUGUCCUAUAGAUGUCCUCCUAUAGAUGCCUAAACCGGUGGGUACCCGUCCUGGCCGGAACAACCACAACAUCCACCACAACUGGACAAAAUCAAGCAGACACGCUUGGACGGUCAUUAACGAGGACGAAUCAGACCAGCGCACCAACACAAUCAAUAGACUGUAUCGAUAAGCUCAUAUAUAAGGCUAAUGAUCGCGCCUGCCUGGGUUUGCUUAACAUGUUGGGGAGAAUAUGCUGUAAAAUCCAUCAGCAGCUGCAAGAGAACAAGGUACUGACAUGAAAACAGCAAGGAGAAAACUCUAUAAUUUCUUUGUAGCCAAGAUAAAACAACAUCAGCAACGGCAAGUAACUGAUUCAAAUUUGCAAGUUUCUUUUAUUAAGUUCUAGAACAUUUUUAAUGGUGGAACCAUGCUAAUUGUGGAAGUGAGAUUUAAAGAUUUGUACAUGGGAUACCCUUUUUUUCUUGCUUCGGAGGAGGUAAUGUUCAAAUAAUGAUGUGGAGUCUUUUGCAAAAUGACUGCUACGGUGAGCAUGGCGAUGGGUCGCACUGGUCAUCAAGUCUUUCAGCCGCAUGCUGCCGCUCCGAUUCCUGUGUAAUCCCUAACUCUCUGGAGUAUUGGAAUUAUGGGGUGACUGCCGCUGCCACUCAAUGAAAAAGCCAUGGAUGUGAACUACUCCACAGUCCUUGACAGCAAUUUAUCGCCGCGUGGCUCGUCAAAGCGCGUCCUGACCGGCUGCUUCCUCUCGCUUCUUAUCCUGACCACUCUGCUGGGAAACACACUGGUCUGUGCUGCUGUCACCAAGUUCCGCCACCUGCGCUCCAAAGUUACUAACUUCUUUGUGAUCUCGCUGGCCAUUUCCGACCUCCUGGUGGCCAUCUUGGUGAUGCCAUGGAAGGCGGCCACCGAGAUCAUGGGCUUCUGGCCUUUUGGCGAAUUCUGCAACGUCUGGGUGGCCUUCGACAUCAUGUGCUCCACUGCCUCCAUCUUGAACCUGUGCGUCAUCAGCGUCGACAGGUACUGGGCCAUCUCCAGCCCGUUUCGCUAUGAGCGCAAAAUGACGCCAAAGGUGGCGUUCAUCAUGAUCAGUUUGGCGUGGACGCUGUCUGUGCUCAUCUCCUUCAUCCCUGUGCAGCUGAACUGGCACAAGGCUCAGAGCACAAGCUACACGGAGCUAAACGGCACCUACGACGAGGUCCCUGACAACUGCGACGCCAGCCUUAACCGGACGUACGCCAUCUCCUCUUCCCUCAUCAGCUUCUACAUUCCCGUGGCCAUCAUGCUCGUCACCUAUACCCGCAUCUACCGCAUCGCCCAGAAGCAGAUCCGUCGGAUCUCUGCUCUGGAGCGAGCGGCCGAAAGUGCCAAGAACCGCCACAGCAGCAUGGGCAACAGCGGCGGCAUGGAUUCCGAGAGUUCUUUCAAGAUGUCCUUCAAGCGUGAAACCAAAGUCCUCAAGACUCUCUCGGUCAUCAUGGGCGUGUUCGUGUGCUGCUGGCUGCCCUUCUUCAUCCUUAACUGCAUGGUGCCCUUCUGCGAGCCCAAAGAGAGCGCCGACUUCCUUUGCAUCAGCCCCACCACCUUUGAUGUCUUUGUGUGGUUCGGCUGGGCCAACUCCUCACUAAACCCCAUCAUCUAUGCCUUCAACGCCGACUUCCGCAAGGCGUUUUCCAUCUUGCUUGGCUGCCACCAGCUCUGCCCUGGCAGCAACUCCAUUGAGAUUGUGAGCAUCAACAACAAUGGAGCCUCGGAGCCUGCCUCACAGUAUCAGCCCAAGGGCCACAUCCCCAAAGAGGGCAACAACAGCAACUAUGUGAUCCCACACAGCAUUCUGUGCCAGGAUGAGGAAGCGCAAAAGAAGGAAGAUGACUCUGGGAUUAAGACCCUGGAGAAGCUCUCUCCCUCCAUGUCAGGCAACAUGGACAGCGAUGCUGACAUUUCCCUGGAAAAGAUCAAUCCCAUCACACAGAAUGGACAGCAUAAAUCCAUACCUUGCUGAACUUUGUUGUAUGGGACAUACAAGCGACUGACAAAAAGGGGGAGAAGUACACAAAGAAACAAACUUUCCAGGUUUAAAAGGAGUUUGGGAUUGAAAAAAAAGAAAAAUCUGAAGACUGAGUUUCACUGAAAACCUUAAAACCAACAUCUUGAUUAAUAAUAAAAAAAAUUGUGAAGAUUUAAAGAAUGUUCAAAUAGAAGGCACUUUAUCUGGAUAACUAUCUGCAAAAUACAGCAUUGAGUUGGUGAAGUUGACAGGUUAGUCAUGUAUACGCUAAAUAACUUGAAUAACCCAACGCAUUCAUAUGUGCACACUUCUGUUGCAUUUGUGUGCACAAGUGUGUUCACAUAUGCGUGCCAGUUCAGUCCUGGCAGAGAAACACUAUUCAACUUACUGUUCAAACUGAUGGAAAAUGGAUGUUGGAGUGUUAGAAUAGUAGUUAAAAAAACUUGUAGGUGAGUUCUGUACAUAGAUUAUGUACCGCUCGCAAGUAGAGACAUUGGUUUGCAUUACUGUCAACAGAAAUGUGUAUAUAGCGUUGUUUUUAUUUUUCACUGUUUAUCAGAGUUGGCUCAGUUGACAGCUCCAUAUGCUGCUAGUUGUGCUAAUGUUAUUUCGACAGAUGCAAGCCUGCUCAGAUGUCCUGUUGUUCAUGGAGAGCAGUGGCGUCGCUCAGCUACUCCUUCUUAAUGUGCAUUGCUAUGACAUGAGCCUGAGGUCACAAAGAUUCUGUGCAAUUGGAAUUGGAUUUAUCAGCUGAUGUUAUCAGGUACUUUGGUUUAGGGAAACAAACAUUUGUAGCGUUUUUUUUUUAUCCUCAUUCUCAUCUUUUUUUUUUUUAGUUUUAGUGCCAGUGCAAGCCCUCCAUUAGAAAUCUGUAAUCUGAUUGGCACCUGUAAGAUUGUGAGAUGCUUUAAGGACCUCAGAGGAUCCUCAUGUUGUCGUUUUGUUGUUGUUCACCUUGUCAAAUUGAAGGAAAGGUUACAAAACAAGUUCCAAGUUGUUCCACACUCCCCCUCCCUCUCCAUGUUGAUUGGCCUGCCACACCAGACGAAUGCCAUCUCCCAGAGGAGACCGUCU